AUGAGUGACAGCAGCCGGGUCCAACCAGCUACUCGAGAGCGUGGCCUCCGCCAGGGGCGUUACGGGGACGAGGGGCCGGGACCAAUCUCAAAUGAGAGUCGCGGAGGGGCGGUCCCUCAACCGAGGUUCAGCCAAUGGAGGAGGCGAGGUGGGCGGGCCGGGGGUGCCUGGCGGCGAGUCCUCAGCUCCCAGCCGAGGUGCGGCGAGCCGGUGGGGGGACCGCGAGGCGAGCGCGGGAGCCUGGGCGGCGAGCGGGGUGUGAGCUGCCCGAAAAUGCACUCGGAUGCCGCCGCUGUCAACUUUCAGCUGAACUCUCAUCUCUCAACACUGGCAAAUAUUCAUAAGAUCUACCACACCCUUAAUAAGCUAAAUCUAACAGAAGACGUUGGCCAAGACGAUCACCAAACAGGAAGUCUGCGGUCUUGCAGUUCUUCGGACUGCUUUAGCAAAGUGAUGCCGCCAAGGAAAAAGAGAAGACCUGCCUCUGGAGAUGAUUUAUCUGCCAAGAAAAGUAGACACGAUAGCAUGUAUAGAAAAUAUGAUUCAACUAGAAUAAAGACUGAAGAAGAAGCGUUUUCAAGUAAGAGGUGCUUAGAGUGGUUCUAUGAAUAUGCAGGUACUGAUGAUGUUGUAGGUCCUGAAGGCAUGGAGAAAUUUUGUGAAGACAUUGGUGUUGAACCAGAAAAUGUAGUUAUGCUUGUCCUAGCUUGGAAAUUGGAUGCACAGAACAUGGGUUAUUUUACUCUACAGGAAUGGUUAAAAGGAAUGACUUCUCUACAAUGUGAUACAACAGAAAAACUCAGAAAUACUUUGGAUUACUUAAGAUCAUUAUUAAAUGAUUCUACAAACUUUAAACUUAUUUACAGAUAUGCGUUUGACUUUGCACGGGAAAAGGACCAGCGCAGCCUAGACAUAAACACUGCCAAAUGCAUGUUGGGACUGUUAUUAGGAAAAAUCUGGCCCCUUUUUCCAGUUUUUCACCAAUUCUUAGAGCAAUCAAAAUAUAAAGUUAUUAACAAAGACCAGUGGUGCAAUGUGCUAGAAUUUAGCAGAACAAUUAAUCUUGACCUCAGCAACUAUGAUGAAGACGGAGCAUGCUUUUCCUGGCAGCAUGUCCACUGCAGGCAGUGGACACGAAACCACCAGCAGCGAGCUAACUCUGUUACAUGCUAGGACCUUUCCUGGAGGGCCGCUCGUCAUCACCUGAGUAAUUUGUACAGAAAGGUGAUAGCCAUUAUUUAUGUGGAUGAGGAAGCGAGAGUAAGCAAGAUGGUAUUUUUAGGUUUGUAUUUUAUGUCUUUUUUUUUUUUUUCCUUGCCUUACCCUUCUUGAGGAAAUGUAUAGAUAACAUGUUUUCCCCUCAACUAUCUGGUGCUAUUGAAUGACUAAUUUAGUCCCUAAAGUUUUGUGAAAACACAAAAGUCUAAUGAUUUAAACCAAGUAAAAAAGUUAAUGGUGCAUUUGAACAAGUGAAUGCUAUAGUUGUCAGCAAGAUUCAUGAUUGAACAUAGAAUGAUUGGAAGAGGUUUGGAUUAUUUCAAAAUAUGGCCAAAAAAAACUUUUGGAUUAAAUGUGAACCUUUAAAAGGCAUGAGAUGAGUAAAGCACACAGACAAUGCUACUCGUGACCACUAUUUCACAGUUUCUUUGCUAACAGUGUUCAGAUUUUCUUUAUUUUUUCCCCUAACUGAACCACCAAAGACAGAAAUUUCCUAUGUAUAUACAGUGUGUGUGCAUAUACAAAAUCAUGAUAUGGUAGAAUGAAAUUACUUCCUUUUUCUACUAAAUAGAAAAGUUUGGUUUGCUGUGAAAUAAAUCAGAAGUUUGAAAAACUCUGUAGUAAUUAAGCAUACUUAAUCAUUCCUUCUUUAGGAAUUGUAGGCUCACUUCCACCUUACACAUUCAUACCAGUUUGCACAAAUCAAUAUCUGAAAAGAAUAGAAGAUGUUGAUGGCAAGCACAGCACUUGAGACCGAUGUGUUGAAAGGGGUUCCGUUCCGACAGAUGCCUGUGGCUUCCAAGGGCGAUUGGCCAUAGGCAGGUUCAAAUCUGUGGAGAACUUGAUUCGUUUUCAGAAGUAUCCCAUAAAGUUAAAGAAUCACACUUUAAAGGCAACAGUUCCUAAAUUUGAUCUAUAGUUUUGUUGAAAGCAAAUAUAAAUCAUAGUGAAAUUAUUUUAAAAGUUAUUGUUAGAAACUGGAGAAUUUUUUAACCACUAAGCACAGUGCAUCCUAAAAUAAAAGGAUUGUUACGGGGGUACUGCUGCGUUUCAUCUGCAGUGACCGUUUCUAUCAUGGGAGGACAAUCCGAGUAAAACUAGUUUAUGAUGCACAAUAUGAAAGUAAGGGUUCCAAAGGGAUAAAUGUGCAUGUUUGGAAAACUCCAAAUAAUCUUUCAACUCUCUUGAAAAAUAAACCUCUGUGGCUGCAGAGUGCUUGCCCUUGGUUUUCUUGAUUUUAUGCAUUUAUUUUUAAGAGGAGAAAAAAGGGGUCAGACAGAGUAAUAAGAUACUUUUUCUUAAAAAAUUCCUAAGUUACCUACAGCUGAGUGAUCAUUAAGCACUGGUUUACUGGCUACUGUUAAAGAAAUUAGGGUGCCUUCCUCUGGUUUUUAUUACCUGAGUCUACACCCCCUCUCUCUUUCCCUUGUGUUUUGAACUCACAUUGCAAUACUCUGUCAUAUUGGAAUACAACUUUUGAUGUUUACUGCUUUGGUAGGUCAGAAAUUUCAUUAUUUGAUUUGCCAUAAACACCCACUGUAAUGUUACGUGCAGCUUUUUUGAAGCAUGAACUCUGAAUUAAGUUUUUAUAAAUCUGACUAGAUAAACCCCUAGAUUCUGGUUUAACAACAGAUUUCUGUUGCCUCUCAGUAUCCGUUUUAACAGUGCUUUUGAAGUUUAUACAGAAAGCUUUAAAAGUUAGUUUGUGCCCUUGGUUUUUAUUCUUACAACUGCUAAAAUACCUCUGUAAGCCUUAUCUUUUACUCUUUCAUAUGUUGUAUAAUAAAUGUAUAGAAUUCAUUGACCAACUAAAAUGUUGGGUGUCUGUAAAUGAGAUCAAAACGUGGGUUGCUUUUUUUCAUAAAAUAAUUUCUCUUGGAGGUUACUGUUAAAUGAACAGCAGCUAACCUGUAACUGUGAAUGCUUCGUGUCGUCAGUAUUUGCAUUACAUUCAUAAACGUGUGCAAGUCCUGUGACUCCCAGCUUAACUAAAAUACUGUUAUGCCACCUAACUUGAGUACAGCAAACUGGUUUUAGGUUUUAAUGGAAUUGAUGUAAAAUGAUAUCCCAUAAAUAAAAAGUAUUUGUGUUUGG
Messenger RNA from Equus quagga, 3312 nucleotides. RefSeq names its product DCN1-like protein 4. The record is from RefSeq and is a predicted model, not a curated record. Gene Ontology annotation, molecular function: ubiquitin conjugating enzyme binding; cullin family protein binding; ubiquitin-like protein binding. The coding region runs from base 1 to 1173 and encodes 390 amino acids. Gene Ontology annotation, cellular component: ubiquitin ligase complex. Gene Ontology annotation, biological process: positive regulation of ubiquitin-protein transferase activity; protein neddylation. The transcript is spliced from 12 exons. NCBI's taxonomy places the organism in Eukaryota, Metazoa, Chordata, Mammalia, Perissodactyla, Equidae.